This is a messenger RNA of Octopus bimaculoides (California two-spot octopus), 8374 nucleotides long. RefSeq lists its product as uncharacterized. NCBI's taxonomy places the organism in Eukaryota, Metazoa, Mollusca, Cephalopoda, Octopoda, Octopodidae. The record is from RefSeq and is a predicted model, not a curated record. Gene Ontology annotation, molecular function: DNA-binding transcription factor activity, RNA polymerase II-specific; RNA polymerase II cis-regulatory region sequence-specific DNA binding. Gene Ontology annotation, biological process: regulation of DNA-templated transcription.
AAAUCUGUUCAAUCAAAGCCAAUCUGGGUCCGAAGAAUCGGCAAGAGAACAUCAUCGAUGCACUUUCGAUGCGAAAUCGAAAAGGUCCGGCCAGGGAGUAAACGGUAUUAUUUGUGGAAGGAAAUAUGAGAGUGAGCGCCGGUGUGUGUGUGUCUGUGUCUUCUUCUACUGCUGUAUAUGUCUGUCUUCUCUGUUCAGCUUUGCCGGAGAGAAAAAAAAAGGGCCGUCAGAAAUAAAGGUUGCCUAUAACCGAACCAAGUGAACCAACCCACUCCUCUACCCUUGUGGGGACGAAGCAAACACACAGACACAGAGAAGACUUGUUACUACUACCAGCCACCAAUAAUAGCCCUCUGUAACCCCACCAUUAUUCUCUGCUAGACAACAACGCCAACAUGGAAAGGGGCAGUGGAAUGUCGAUAUACGGGGACAUGUAUAGCAAGCAGUUUGCUCAGAGAAGCGGCAGUUCACAGACACAAAGGAUCAGCCACAGUAGCAGCCUCCCAGGGGGCAAGCAGAUUUCGAUGGGCCACCACACUUUGGAUGCCCAGAGAAUACAACACAUCAGCCAGAAUGUCUUCCCUACCGACGUUUAUGGAAACCCAUUCACACAAAACUGCUACUUUCCUUUAACGCCCGAAAGAAUGCAGCUUAUGACGGCUCCUGGAAGUUGUUUCGGUGGGACCAGCGGCAGUGAGGGCUCGGGUAACUGCAACCAGGGCAGCAACCUCAGCGCCGAUAGUGGUUACCACCAGAAGGAUACUGCACCGGUGUCCAUAGCAGUUGCACCAUUACAAAAGAACACGAUGGUGUCCUCGAUGACAUCGGGAAACGACUGCAGUUGCAGUAACUGUAGUUGUUGUAGUAGCGACAAUGUUGUGAACAGCAACACCAACAACAACAGCAGUAUGGCCAAUGAUAGCAGUGGCGGAGAUAAUGUGAAAAGCUCCUACUCUCAAGCCACUGUGUCGUCCACUUCUACUUCCAACAGCUGCGGAGAUUCUGGCCAGAAAAAAUUCAUCCAGGCAUCAAAGUCUCCCGCAACUGUACAGCCUUCCUAUGCUGCAUCGAACCAGUCGUUUCAACGACAAGAGCGAGCAAGGGAGAAGCAGUUGUUCUGUGAUUUUUGUGGGAAACAUUUCACGCAGGAAUAUUUGAUGCACAACCACCGACGCACCCACACGGGGGAACGUCCGUUUGGUUGUGACAUCUGCGGCAAACAGUUCGGACGUAGGGAUACACUUCAGAGGCACAAGCGUAAUCACGAGCGACCCCAGCAGAAUAAUGUUGUGACCUCCCCUGACAUAAACGACAGUAGAGGCAACAUGGACGGAUGCAUGAGGGAACAAUACCACCCGAAACAGACUCAGCCCACCCCAAUGGUGACAAACGUUGCCAGGAGAAACAAUAGCAUGAGUAAUGUCCAGACUUACAACAACCAACAAAUGUCAGAGCCAGGCACGGUUGUUAUCAUGCCGUUUUCACAUGAAAACAGCGGCAGUGCUGAAGAUAAAAUGAGGUCCCGAAUCAAAGGCGAGGCAAUGCCGGCACAUUCUGGCCUGGUGCCACAGAUGCCUAACCCCCAUGGCGACAGAUCCUCAAAGAUGUAUCAAUGUGACAUCUGUUUCAAGCCGUUUGCUCAACGCCACUACUUACGCAUCCACAAGAGGUCCCACACUGGAGAGAAGCCUUACCAGUGUGACUUCUGCAUUCAGAAGUUUGCCCGACGCGACACCCUCUUGAUCCACCGUCGCACCCAACACACAGGGGAACGACCGCACCACUGCGAGCUGUGCGGGGAAGCAUUUUAUCACCGUUCACAGCUGAAGAUGCAUCGCAGAGCAAAGCAUGUCCUCAAGGCCAGCAACAGCAACAGCAGCAACAACAGCAGCAACACCAGCAACACCAGCACCCACAACAACAACAACAGCAACAACAACAACAUGGCUCAGUAUAACAUGAAUAAAGAUCACAACAAUAUGAACCUAAGCAAUGAAAACACAGGGAUGUUUGUGUACAAAAAACGUUACCAGUGCGACUACUGUUUCAAGCAGUUCGCUCAACGCUAUUACCUGCAAAUCCAUCGACGGAUUCACACUGGCGAAAAGUUGUUGCACUGCGAUGUCUGCUACAAGAAGUUCACCCAGAAACAUUAUCUCCAGAUCCACAAGAGGACCCACACUGGAGAGAAGCCUUUCCAGUGUGACUUUUGCAUUCAGAAAUUUGCCCGUAAAACCACUCUUCAAAUACAUCGCAGAACCCACACAGGAGAACGGCCCUACCAAUGUGACGUGUGUCUCAAACAGUUUGCACAACGUGAUAAGCUGACAGUUCACCGACGCACACACAACCCAAAGCGCCGGUACCAGUGUGACAUCUGCUUCAAGCAGUUUGCACAACGCCAUUACUUACAGUUGCACCAGCGAUCCCACACUGGAGAGAAACCAUUCCAGUGUGACAUCUGCUUCAAGCAGUUCUCUCGUAAGAAUUCUCUGCAGAUGCACACUCGGUCGCACACUGGCGAGAAACCAUUCCACUGUGACAUCUGCUUCAAACAGUUUGCCCAGCGCCAGUACCUUCAGCUGCACAAGCGCACACACACCGGCGAGAAAGCCUACCAGUGUGACAUCUGUGCCAAACACUUUGCCCGGCGCGACACACUGCAGCGCCACAAGCGCAUCCAUCUGAAGAAUUCCAUGAAUCCGUCCAAGAACAACAUGGAGGAACUGUCACCUAUGAACAACUAUUUAUGGCAGCUGUAAACUGAAGUGGCAGACAAGAGAGAAAGAGAGAGAGUGGGACCAUAGCUCUGGCCUUGGAUAUUCCACCUGGGAAAACAAUGUAUGUGGCCUUUGUGGUUGUGUAGUAGUAUGAGAGUCUGUCUAUAUGUAGACAUUCACAUAUACACACACAUAUUUAUAUACACCCAUGAGCUUUUGCAUAAACAUCUCAGAUAUUUUGUAUAUACAUCACACACAUAUAUGAAUAUAUAUGUACAGAUAUAUAUAUAUACAAAUAUCUGUGUAUGUGCCAACCCUAUAUACACAUGUAUAUCCACAUGUACACUGCCACAUACAAAGCCACCUGUUCACAUGUAUCCAUGUGGUUUUUGAAAUCUUCCCACUGCAACUUUUAACACUAAAACAAACAACAAAAAAAACACAGCUGUAAGCUUUUUUUUUUUUAUAUAUUCCUUACCAAACACUUUACAGCAUGGGUUGGAUGGGUCUAGAAAUUCUCACUGUUUACAUGGAAAUCUCAGAACAGCUGUGUAUACCCUGGAUUCCCUGAUCCCUCUUACAUCAUCUAUCAAUGAAACACUGGAAACUGCAAAAUUUCUUCUUUUCUUGGCUUAUAUAAAAAUAACCCAACAAAACAAAGCAAAAAAAAAACCCAUUUCUUUUAAGGAAACUAUGCAACAACUUAAUUUGACUGGCCAAAACAACAUCAACAACAUGAACAUCAUCAUCUCUGAGUGCAUCAGACACCUAUCAUGGCAAUUUUUUUGAUAUAUUCGUACCAAUUCUCCAAAUUUUUUUACACAUAAUUUAUUUUUUAUCUUCUUUGCUUUUAUUAGAAGACAGCGGAGUGGUGGGGAGAGGGGUUGUGGGGUGUAGAACCAGUGGUAGGGUGUAUAAUUGGUCAAAAGUGUAGAAUCAACUCAGUGGUGGUGUAUAUAAUGGGUGGAAUGUGAAGUUUAGAAGUGGUAUGGUGAGGAGAAUAUGCCUGUCCUAGCUCCCUCUACAUUCUGAGUUUAACCUUAUAGCUUUCAAACUGACCAUAUCCAGCCCAAUUAUUCUACUUGUAUUAUGUUCAAAUUUGCCAAAUUUGGCCCCUCACACCAAUUCUAAUCACAUGACCAAAAUCUCAAAGCUACAAGAUAAUGCAUAAUUAAUUCAAAAUAACGAAUAAACAAACAUUACAUUCAGCAGGAUAAUUUGAAUGCUAAAGGGUCAAAUCUCACCAGGUUGACCUUGUGGUUUGGUAGAAUAGAUACCAAUGAAAUACUGGGGUCAGUCCCAUUGAGGGUGUCCCCCUCUCCUGACAUGUUUUGAUGCAAGAGGCCAAUGUCCAGCGUCCACAGAUGAUAUACGAGCAGAAAGGUAGCAGCAGUGCGGGUUGUAGCAUUACUGACCACUUUGGUCCUUAUCUGAUGGUCAGCUGGUCUUUAGCCACAAGGUCAUGUAGGGUCAACAUGUGGAGAAAAUCAGAGAUUUUACUAAUACAUGUAGAAGUUACAGGGAGAGGACACAGAUUGAUUGUGGGGCAGGAAGGGCAUACCAAGCCGAUCUGUUGUACUAUAUAGGGGUUUGUUUUCUUAGGGGUCAGCAAUGCUUGAAUUUUAUUGCUAUGGAAUAGAGGGCCAGUGGUCUAAUCUAGCUUGGACUUUGUUCAUAGAGAAUGUCAGAGGUUAGCAGGAAAUCAUUUUGUUAGUUUAGUGAAAUGGAUUUCACCAUGGGACGAUUUAUGAACAUCUUAACUGCAUGGCCAUAUACCUGCAACUCAGUUUUCAAAUGACAUAAGCAUAAAGCUUAUAUGUUGUAGACAGGGCAGUGAUUUAUUUUAGUUUUUGGAAGUGUGUAUAGUGAGUGGUAGCUGUAUGCAUACUCCUAUACAGGUGUAGGCUGCAGCUAAUGGCAUCUCAUGGCAGUCACAUUUGAAGCUUUAUAUCAAAAGCAAAAGUCUCUUUUCCCCCACAGUCCCAACAUGAAAUAAUGUGGUUCCCCGUUGAUGUAUUUCUUUACAUAGCAGUGUGUAAUGUGUUUAGAAGAACUUUUAGGAAGAACAGCUUCGAUGGGUGAGUUGCCAAAAAGAGACCAGUAGACUAAAAUAGAUGUGGUUUGAAUUGAAAGAUGCUUUCUGCUGCUAGCUUGUAUUGCAUCUAUUCUCUUUGAUCCUUCAAUGAUGCAGAUACACUGUACGCUUUGGGAUAUUUGUAUGAACGGAAUAAAAUAAUGGAGGAAUCAGCACCUACCACAACGUCAACAUUUAUAAAGCAACCAUUCUUCCGUUGGUUUGACUGAGGGAUUUUGAGUGACCAGAUUGAUCAGAGAUUUUGCUUUUAGACAUGUCAAAUAGUCAUUUGAUUAAAGUGGAAAGUGACACACACCGAAAUUAGAAAUUGGAUUGAUGUUCCCAAAACAACAAGCUUAGCUUUAGCCUUAGGUCCUCCUCUGCUGUUCAAUGCAUUGGACAGCAAACCUCCCUUGUGGGUGGGGUGCAAGUGAAAUACUAAAUUGGGGUCCCACAGAAUUAUAUUAAGGGUCAAUGAGAAAAUUUUGCUUUAGAUGUAUUUAUUGCAAGAAACGGGUUUCUUUCUCAAACAUUUUAUAUAGUUCGACCUGUGCAAAGCGAAUAUGUGAAUUUUGAAAGAAGUAUCUAUAAAAUGAGUUUUUAAACAUCGAAUGGCUAUAGGGAUCCAUCAGAAUAGAACAGGAAUCAAAGGGGUCCAUAGAUAAAAAAAAAAUGGUUGAGAACCCCUGCUCCCCUGGGUUCAAUCGGUUGCUAUUCUUGCCCAUUUCAUGUAAUGUCGACUGUCUUCAGGUCAGCUAAUAAGUUAAUCUUUUCUACUUGCCAUCUGGUGGAACCCCCAAGUUGUGGCUGUUUUUUCAGUGCCAUUCCCGGCUAGAGAGAGAGAACGUGACCAACCAGGCAGAAUCAGAGUUUUAAGUCUUAUAUAUGUGUGUGUGUGUGGAGAAAGAGAGAGGCAAGACCAGAGAAUUGGUUCUGAAAUGAUUUACCAAAUGUCAUAAAAGUGAGCAAAUAAUUUCAGAGUCCUUCAGUUUUAUUUUGUUUUUCUCUUCUUCUGUGAUGGAGUUGUAAACACUGGCUGCAUGUCAUGCACCUUGACUCUCGCAUGUCCUUUAAGUUUAUCUCUAGAUUUUCUAUAGAAUUCAUAUAUACAUACAUGCCAUCUCAAUGUUUAUAUAUGUGUGUGUAUAUGCAUGUAUGUCUAUAUAUAUAUAGUAUGUGUGUGUGUGUAUAUAUAUAAAUAUUAUCGAUCACACAUACAGUGUUUGUAUUUGCUGAAUUUACUGCAAGAUAGCAUCUGGAAAAGCUCCCUACACAGCACUGAGUGUUAAAAAACACCUGAAUUAAUAUACACACAUUAUCAUUCCCAAGCUGUUUCCGUUGCUAGGAUACCUGAAGAUUUUUUUUUAACCAAUCUCCAUCCUCCAACACUCAGUGUUGGAUUCCCUGAGCCCUGACCUAUAGAAUUCCAUAUUGAUAUAACUUCCUCUGAUUGGAUUCAGUAAUUCUUAUUCAUCCUAGUGGCAUCCAGCUCCUCCCAAAAUAUGGAAGUUGUGGCUUUCAUACAGUUCCUCUACCUUUAAUGGGUUUUCUUAUUCUAAUCCUUCUGGCCGCACACACGUCUUCCUUACUGGCCAGGCCCACUGAUGGACCAAUGGAUUUACUGGCCCCCUUCAACAGCAGCUGGAAAUGCUUACAAAUAACAGCUUACCGUUUCCAACAGCCUCUAAUGGAAUAUAAAUAUAUGUUGUUAUUAUUAUUAUUAAGGCAGAAUUGUCAGCAUGCCGGGUGGUGAGAUGCUUUGUGGUAUUUCAUUUUCUUCACAUCCUGAGUUCAAAUUGCGCCAAGGUCGACUUUGCCUUUCAUCCUUUCAGGGUUGAUAAAUUAAGUACCAGUUGCGUACUGGGGUUAAUCUAAUCAACUGGACCCCUCCCCAAAAAUCUCAGGCCUUGUGCCUAGAGUAGGAAAACAAAAAUUAUUAUUAUUAUUAUUAUUAUUAUUAUUAUUAUUAUUAUUAUAAAGGCAACGAGCUGGCAGAAUCAUUAGCAUGCUUGUCAGUAUUUCAUCCAUCUCGUUCCGAGUUCAAAUUUCACCAUGGUCAACUUUGCCUUUCAUCCUUUCAGGCUUAAGUACCAGUUGCGUACUGGAGUCAAUGUAAUCAACUAGACCCCUCCCCCAAAAUUUCAGGCCUUGUACCUUUAGUAGAAAGGAUUAUUAUUAUUAUAAAAAUCACAAGCCUUGUGAAAUACAACUACCUGGGGUUUCCUGACUGAAAUAUUAAUUUUGCCAUUUACCAGAAACCUAAGCUCCAGUGACUGUGUAAAUACCCAGAGCGAGAUCUUUUUCUUUAUAGUAUGCUGUUUAAAAGAUACAUCUUGGUAGAAACUAAAGAUAAACCACCAGACACAUCAUAGGCCGUUCCAGUAUUGGUUUAUGUAAUUUUGAUAUUCAUAAGACACUGGUUAUAUUUACUGUGAAGUUAAUUAUCUCCCCUGUUUUUCUUGUCUUUUUUUAAAUGUUCUUGCUUAUUCAAAUGUCAGUUGCAUCGAACACACUUACCAAACCAUCUUGUUUUUACCAGCUUGAUAAAUGGUGAAAUGAAUUAAUAUUUCAGCAUAUAUAUAUAUACAUACACAUGCAUCAUUAUUUAAAACAGCUUGAUUCAGUUCCAAGUGACUUAAAGUUUUACAGGCUUCUGAUAGAAACUCACUUCAAUCAGGAUUAUUUUACCAAAUCUAUAUGUAUAAAACAUAUGCAGGUAUUCUGUGUGUGUGUGAGUGUGUAUAUGUAAAACAAACUAUAUUUCUUCCAAGAAUAUCAAGGAUUAAGUGGAAAUCAAGGGAGAGAAAUUCUGUUUGCUUAUCUGUUUUUUUUAAUUUAAUUUUUUUAUAACUUUCCAUGGCGCUCUCUGCCCCCCCCCCUCACUCCUUUUUCUUCAGGCUCUUGCAACUUGAUAACAAUGUCUGAGAGAUGUGAGACGACAUGGAGGUUGCGUGGGACAGCGAGCAAGGGCGGAGGCUUGGAGGGAGACAAAACGAAUGAAAGACAGGUCAGGUCAAGUGGGGGUGGGGGGGUGGAGAAGAGCUGUGCGAGGAAGUCUGAUAGUUUUGAUGGUAAAAGUUGGGGAUAGGGGAAUAAAAAAUAAAAAAACACGGAGUAUGAAAUUCAGUUUAGAGUGAAUCAUUAUUUGACAUACUAAACAACAUGAUGGCCAAUUAAUUAAUAUAUAUAUAAAUGAAAUAUUGUACAUAUAUUUUGAUCAACUUUUAAUCUUCUCAUCAGAAUAUAAUAAUCGUUUGUAUAAAUCUUAUUUCACUUCCUAACGCUUUAUUUCUUUCACAAUGGACAGCUUUUUUUUACUUUCUUUUAUUUCUCUUUUUUAUCUUUUUUUUUUUUUUUUUUUUUUUUUUUUUUACAAUGAAGUAUAUUAAAUAUUUUCUUUCCAUCCCAUAUAUAUACUUAUUAUUAUUAUUAUUAUUCUCAUUAUUAUUAUUAUCAUUGUUGUGCCGGCAAUAUUUCUGGGCAACAGACUCAAAACACCCACCCAAACCAAUUGCCUUGUCAAAAAUUAAAAAAAAAUAACAAGAAAAUAAAUAAAUAAAAAAAAUAAUUUCUUGCUUUU